AUGACGAGCAGGCAGACAACGACACCGACUUGGCUGGUGUGGGCAGCUGCUCCGGCACUCUUCAGCACGGUGACUGCACUCGGUUGGGGUCUGGCUCGAUGGCGGCAACGACGAGCGCUGAGCCUUGGCGAAGAGGACGAGCGCAGCACCACAGUUCCCGCGGUACAAUCUUUACGUAACCAGCACCUUGUGUUUGCCGCUAUCGAGUUAGGGGGCACGAGUGCACGAGCGGCAAUCGCAGUAGGUCGUCCCGAUCAGUUCAUUGAACGAUUCCAGGUUCCUACGAGUACACCUCGUGAGACGCUGACGCUUCUGACCGCUUGGCUGGCAGAGCGACACGAAACGCACCCGAUUACAGCACUAGGUGUGGCUACUUUUGGUCCGAUCCUGCUCCCGUCUGUCGCGUCGAGCGCCGCGUCACACCAGGUUCGCUUCGGAAAGACACCGAAGAAAGCAUGGCAAGGGCUAGCGCUGCUAGAGGAGCUGCAACAGUUAUGGGAACGCGAUGAGCAGCGUCCUGCAAGUCAAGAGCUGGCGAAGGCUAUUGGUACCAGAAUUCCAGUCCUGGUGGAUACAGAUGUGAAUGCUCCCGCUCUAGCCGAACUGGCUGCUAGGCGAUCUCCGACCGACCCGGGAGGUCCGCUCGUGCUCGCCUACGUCACUGUUGGCACCGGAGUAGGUGUGGGUGUCGCGAUUCAGGAUGAGCCCCUGCAUGGACGCCUUCACCCAGAGGCAGGCCACAUCCGCGUUGUCCGAUAUCCCGCGGAUUCGUACUCUGGUUCAUGCAUUUGGCAUCAGGACUGCCUGGAGGGUCUCUGCUGCGCUGGGGCGCUCGCAGAACGAGCGAAGGUUGACGCCUCGCAGCUUGCGGAUCUCGCAGACGAUCAUCCGGUUUGGAAGCUGGCUGCGCAUUACCUUGCACAGCUAUGCUGGAACCUCUCCUGUGUGCUGGCUCCGCACUGGAUCGUGCUAGGCGGCGGGGUCAUGCAGCGCAAGAGUCUGCUGAAGAAGAUCCAGUCCAAGUUCGUGGAGCUCGAUCGCGACUACCUCGGGAUAGAAACGCCUGUUGAGAAGUACAUCGUUUCGAGCGCCUACGGGCCGCAUGCAGGACUUGUCGGUGCCUGCACGCUUGCUGAACGAGCAUGGCAAAUGCGAUAA
Molecule: messenger RNA, 1158 nt
Organism: Cyanidioschyzon merolae strain 10D
Lineage: Eukaryota; Rhodophyta; Bangiophyceae; Cyanidiales; Cyanidiaceae
Product: fructokinase
Exons: 1
Coding region: 1-1158 (385 amino acids)
Source: RefSeq, a predicted model, not a curated record